Messenger RNA from Malassezia japonica, 675 nucleotides. RefSeq names its product GET complex subunit get1 (gene GET1). Bases 1 to 675 code for a protein of 224 amino acids. Gene Ontology annotation, cellular component: GET complex. Gene Ontology annotation, molecular function: protein-membrane adaptor activity. NCBI's taxonomy places the organism in Eukaryota, Fungi, Basidiomycota, Malasseziomycetes, Malasseziales, Malasseziaceae. The transcript has 3 exons. The record is from RefSeq and is a predicted model, not a curated record. Gene Ontology annotation, biological process: tail-anchored membrane protein insertion into ER membrane.
AUGAUGCACCCCGCGCUACUUAUUUUCCUGGUGUCGCUCGUGAACCAGACCAUUACAUGGCUGGGCCGCGACACGCUGCAGGACUUUUUGUACAAGAUUUACCAGCGGAUCGUGAACCGGGCUGCGUUCAAGCGCCUGUCGACCGCGAAGAAGGAGCUCUUUGAGACGCGGCAGCAGUUGAACAUGACGAGCUCGCAGGACGAGUUUUCGAAGUGGGCGAAGCUGCGCCGCAAGGUUGACAAGCUCACGGCCGAGGUGGAAGAACAGAACAAGACGAUUUCCUCGUCGCAGUUCUUCUUUUCGAUUCUGUUCAAGGUGUUUAUGUUUGUGCUGAACAUGGCGAUCCCUACGAUUAUUUCGUCCUACUUCAGCACGACACCCAUGUUCUUCCUCCCUCCCGGCGACUGGUUCGGGCCCCUUGGCUACCUCUUUAGCUUCCCCAAGGCCCCCAUCGGUGCGGUGAGCACCACGGUCUGGACCACGGUCUGUGGUCGUGUCCUGUCGCUGGUUGGCGCCUACUGCCGCGAGCUCUUUGUAAAGGACCCUGUGCUGGAUAUGGACGAGAAAGCGCAACAAGCCGCGCCCAAGAUCCCGGUCCCCGAGGCGCCGCUGGCCGAGAAGAGCGCGCCUGCCACGACGCUGAAGCAGCGCAAGGCGACUGCCUCUGACGAGUAG